UUUAAACACCCACUUCAGCUCAUAGUUUAAAGCCAAUAUCCGCGUUGUCCAACACUAAAACUGUUGAGCGUGUUGUUUGCCGGUGCCGCCAAUAAAAUUUUCUGUGGUUUCUCGUGGACAUUUUUAAUAAAGAUGCCCAAUUCCACUUUAUCUGCCAACAUGAGUUACAGGGAAGUCAUCCCCAAAAACCUUAAUCCGGCAGAGUGGAUAGAAGUGAAGAUAAACACUGGAACCCAGAGCACUCUGCAGGAUCUAAAGACAUUCGAGACCUCCGGCGGCUAUUGCUAUAAGCGAUGUAACAGCAAGCAAUUCAGGAACCGCUUUAUAUAUUGGCGCGCAAAUCAGGAUGUGCUUGAACUAUCAGAGGUCAGUUUGGACAUCUCUCUUCAGAGAAACCACUUGCGUCUACGCUUUACGGACUCUGCCGUUUUGAACGUUAGUCUGGCAGAGCAACCGACGAGCAUCACGCUGCUGGUGGUCACCGUCAGCAGUGUGCAUCGGUAUUUGUUCCCCUUGAAGAUGGCUGGUCAGGACGGGGGAAGCGGCAGUAUUCUCGAGGAUCUCCAGUCGCAAUCCAUUUUCUACGAUGUAAAUGAGAAGAUCAACGAUCCUAGCAGCUUCUAUGUGACUGAUAGCUUUGGUACGAUACCGCCCAACGUGGCCGUAUCCCAUAUCUCGCAUGACGCUCUCACUGCCUACUUUGCGGUGGCCUACGAAGACAAGCUUCUGCUCCAUACCAUGAACUGCAGUUCCGGCCACACGACCACCAGCGAAGUCAAGGAGCCAUAUCUAAUGCCACGCUUUCUGUCCAACCUCAAAGGUGCUUUGAUUGGUCGCUCGGAGAUCCAAGAAGCAGCCAUGUCUAUGGCAUUCAGCGAAAUUGAGGGGCAUAUCUAUAUUCUAGUCCUUUACCGAAACAAUGAGCUGCGAUUGUGGUCAGGCGAUGGCCUGCAGACGGUGGCUAGCAUAAACUUCUUCGCGGGCACCAGUCACGCAGGAUCAGGAGCGCAAGGACCUCAAAACAAUCAACUGCGCAAAAUUAACGAUCGGGACUAUUGUUUAUUCAUCUCCCACGACAACGGAGCUGAGUUCAUUUGUUUAAGCAUUGUGCCCGAUCCCGGGGAUAACAAAGGUAUCAUGCUGGUGAAGCAUGAGGAAACUGCAGAAACGGCGCCCCAAAUGGAUCUUAUUAACUUUGAUGCCACUAACUCGCAUAUAUGGGCCCUUUGGAGCAACGCUGAGGGUGAAUUUCAUGUCUCGGCCGGACACCUGAGUUCAAAAAAAGUCGUUAAAUGGGUUACCGCUGCCCUGGAAACUCCACCGGAUCGCUUUAGCCUUGCUAUCGAUCAGGAGCAUGUCAAUCCACGGGAGGCGUAUUGCUCACACAUCUUCCAUCCGGGCCGUUUUGAUCGGCAUGUGAUUACCAAGGCCCUAUAUAUGUUUAGGCGCGUCAACAUGCAGUUGGAUGUGAAACAGCUCUCCAUGUCCGUGCUAAGGGAGCAGGUGUGCACGGCCGUCGAGGAUGAGAUCCAGAACGAGCUGAAAGACUUCGAGGUCCCCGACGACGUGUACUGGGAGGUUGCAACGCGACUGUGGAGCCGCUUCUACUCAUGCUGUGAGCAGUACCACAUCAAAUUCUCUGAGCUCAUGGGACUUGCUGUCCUCGGCGGCAUGGAUGCCGUGUGUUUGGUCAGGCGACAGUCAUUCUCACUCCUGCGUCCCUGCGAGGUGCUGGAGCAUAUUCUGCUCAUCGGCAGUGACAGCAAAAGGGUGGCUACAUUUGUGGCUCCCAUUUUCCGGAACGAUCCCGCCAUGGCCACGGGUUUUGUCAACGUGAUGCAGGUAGUGACGCAGCUUGAUGGACUGAUAUCAGAAGAUAUGAAAAUUGAGAUGGACAAGCAACUCUACGAUCGCGAAUCCCCAAUCGAAGUGGUGUCCAAGGUGGUAUCCCGACUGGCAGCGUUGUCAGGGGAAAGCGUGAAGGCCAUAACCCAGAAGUUUCAGGAUAUACCCAACGUUAAGCCAGCUGUGGAAAUGUUACUCGAUGUGUUAAGCAUCAUAGAUCCAGAUGCGCCUCCAUAUGAUUAUUCCGCUUCAUCACGAUUCUUGCAGCCAACGGGAGCUUUAUUUGGCAGCGAAUAUGGGCUUGCCAUUUUAGCCGAAACGGUCAAGCAAAUGGCCAUGAUAAGAUUCGCUGUCUGCCGAAACCUUUUAAUAUUGCAGUAUCUGGUGUGUAAGCCAGGUGAAAUGAAGACAUCAAACAUUGAAACAAACAUCAAUUAUCUGAACUGUUAUAGAACUUUGGUCUGGAUCGCCGACACUCCCAUUUCCUUGACUGCACCAGCUGGAUUUGAGGCUGCCAUCCAGCGUUUGAGCCGCGCCCAACUAUUCAGUGGCUACACUCGUCCCUAUGCCAGCCAAUUGCGAAACAUGGGUAAUGACCAGACCACGCUGCUCAGUCUUUUUUUGCAGUCCAAGGGCCUCUUUAGCGCCCUUGCCAUGGUACAGAAAACCGACAGUCUGCAGCUGGAGACCGAGUCGUUUAAUCUGCGCGAUGUGCUACUUCAAAUUGUGGGAUCUAUCAACAAGAUGUUGUGGCCCGAGUCUCCCAUCUACGUGUUCCCCGAAUGGCUACUAGGUACCUGCCAGCAUAUCAUCGUCCAGGACUAUGUGCGCCUUUUGUCCGGUUGGUGUUCAACGAAAGGUCCUGCAAGACGCUUUAUGUUGGCCGUAUCCCUGCUGGAUUGCGGAGAGGCGCACAAAGCAGUCCAUGAAUUUCAGGAAACAGCUUCCUACGUGGUCGAAGACGACUUCCUAAUUGAGCACGUAUUGAAGAGCACGCAGCUGUAUAGCAAAUUACAGGAAAGUGUGGUCCGAGGUGAGGCGAUUUCAGCGGAGGACACUGAAGCGGCCAUUGUUCAAUAUUACCUGAAGGUAAUCAAGCUCUACGAGCAGCAUUCGGCGUUGGAUCAUAUAAACCACCUGGCCAACGAAGCAAUGAAAGUACUAGGCUCCAAUGAUCCGCAGCUGCCCAUGUUCCAGUCUAUUGUAUUUAACAUUCAUCUGCAGUGGGGUCACUAUGAUCAGGCCUACCACGCCCUGGUGAACAACGCCGAUACGUCGCGGCGAAAGGAUUGCCUCCGACAACUGGUCAUAACGCUAUUCAACACCAAGAAACUGCAGCUGCUCAUGCGGUUCUCGUACCACGGAUUGCAGAACGAGUUCGAGGACAUUGUGGAGUCGCGUGCAAGGGCCCUGAGCAUCGAUCAGAACGAUGUAUACAACUUUUUGUACGCUUUCCAUACGGACAAGGGCAAUAUGCGUAAAGCUGCCACGGUUAUGUACGAGCAAGCGAUGCGGCUGCAAGUGGACAGCGACGCCCCUAAUGCCCUUGAGAAACGCUGUUCGUCGCUUUUGGUUUGUCUGAACAGUUUGCACUUGGUCGACAGCCGUUACAGAUGGAUUGCCAAGCCCAGCAUUGGUGACGAGAGGGUCGAAUCAACGAACAAAGCCGAAGACGAAGAAAAUGAACUUAGGGAUGAGGAGGAUACAAGUGGUCAGGAGGUGAUUGUACUGGAGCUGCCUGAUAUUCGAAGGGAACUGGUACACGCCGAGGCAUUACUUGAGCUAUCCCAUUUCCGUAAAGAUGCAGCUUCCUAUGAUCGCGCUUCACCCGAAGAGUUGUCAUAUCUACUGGCCAGUUGUGGUUUGUACACGGCGGCCCUAAAGCUGUCCAGGGGACACACGUUUUCGGUGCUGCCCAUAUUCGAGAGUCUGACAACGGCUUGUGUCACGGCCACGGAGGAUAAGUCACCGAACGCCUGGAGCUGGUUGCAAAACAACGAUAUGACAGAUCUUCCCCAUCGAAAUAAUGCUGCCGACAUGGCCUGGGCCUUGCUCGAGAAGUUGUUAGAAGAUAACGAGGAGAAGAAUUCCACGCUGAUAAAAAAGAGCAUCGUCAACAGACUUCUCGCCUUGAAUGCCUUCGUGCCUCAGUGGCUGAUUGAUUCGUACAAGCUGUCCAACUCUCGGGAGCUCCUGCAUCUGUUCGUUAAGCACAAUCGUUUGCUGGAAGCCGCUGAUUUAGGCCAUGAGAUGAUCGGCGGAAUGCUUGGAGCAGGCUGCGAGUACUUCGAUUUUAAGCACUCGGUGAAUGUAACGAAUCCCCAACUUGCUUUUCCCAUUAACACUAUCGAUCUGCUGCUGCACGCACUAAAGGUCAACAGCAAGGAGGAUAUCGAGUAUAAAAUGGCAAGCAUCAGGCUGGAGGAGCAGGUCCGCAUAUACAUCGACACUGUCAAACGCACUACCGAGGAUAAAAUGAGCAUGGCAAUCCUGCAGAGUCGCGAGGAACGACAGCAGCAGCAGCAACAGCCGUUUUUCUAUUAAUUAUGUUGAUACAUUCAGUUUAUUAUUUAAGUUUUUCGGAAUAAUUAAUUAAUUUACGGAGUUCAUUAAAAGUCAUCUGUCAUAACCAG
Messenger RNA from Drosophila serrata, 4478 nucleotides. RefSeq names its product nuclear pore complex protein Nup160 (gene Nup160). NCBI's taxonomy places the organism in Eukaryota, Metazoa, Arthropoda, Insecta, Diptera, Drosophilidae. The record is from RefSeq and is a predicted model, not a curated record. Gene Ontology annotation, molecular function: structural constituent of nuclear pore. Gene Ontology annotation, cellular component: nuclear pore.